Messenger RNA from Cyprinodon tularosa, 2974 nucleotides. RefSeq names its product Ras association domain family member 10a (gene rassf10a). Bases 158 to 1597 code for a protein of 479 amino acids. The transcript has a single exon. Lineage: Eukaryota; Metazoa; Chordata; Actinopteri; Cyprinodontiformes; Cyprinodontidae. Gene Ontology annotation, biological process: signal transduction. The record is from RefSeq and is a predicted model, not a curated record.
ACCCGGCAGGCUGCGGGACCGAGUCAGGAUGUGAUUUUGGAGAAAAGCUGCAGUUUUCCUCAAUGAUUGGACCUUUAAGAAAGACUCAUCGAAGGAAAAUCCAUAGAAAAAACAAAAAGUUUAGUUUCACUGAAAGGAGGAAAACUUUAGUUCGGAGAUGGAGCCUGAGGAGGGGAAGAUCUCUGUGUGGGUCUGCCGAGAAGAGAAGCUGGUCUCCGGACUGACUAAGCGCACCACCUGCGCUGAUGUGGUGCGGGUUCUGCUGGACGACCAGAACCUGCAGCAGGGCGCAGCGGCCGCGAUGCUGUCCGGAUCCCCGCAGUCCUACUGCGUGGUGGAGAAGUGGAGAGGCUUCGAGAGGAUGUUACCCAACAAGACCAAGAUCCUGCGGCUGUGGAGCGCCUGGGGGGACGAGCAGGAGAACGUCCGCUUCGUCCUGGUGAAGAGCGAAGCUUCGCUGCCCAACAACGGACCCCGCAGCGCCGAGGCGAAGGUGGUCCAGAGCCGGGAGAGCGGCGCCCCGGCCGGGCUGCUCAGGGGCCCCGCCAGGAGCUGCUGGGUGGCCGCGGCCGCUGCGGCCAACAUGUCCCAGGAGAGGCAGAGGAGGAUCGUCCGGAAGGCCUUCAGGAAGCUGGACAAAAUGAACAGAAAGAAGGAGCAGACGUUGCCUAAGGGGAAGAACUCAGUGGAGAAGAUGGAGACGCUGGUCCACCUGGUGAUCUCACAGGAUCACACCAUCCGGCAGCAGGUCCACAGAAUCCAGGAGCUGGACCGAGAGAUCGAGCGAUACGAGGCCAAGGUGCACUUUGACCGCAUCAAGAGACACGGAGCGAACUAUGUGCAGGACACAUACCUGACGGACUCCUCCUCGGAGACCUCCGCUCCUGCCGCGGACGGGAAGCGCAAAGCGGAGCGCCAGGACGCGCGCUGCGCCGCGGAGGCGCUGGCGCAGUUCGAGGAGUACGCGCGCCGCUGCGAGGAGGUGCUGCGGCUGCAGGAGGAGGUGACGGAGCGGGAGGCGCUGCUGGAGAGCAUCACCGGGGAGAUCCAGGAGGAGCUGAACCGGCGAUGGAUGAGGCGGCGACGGGAAAACGGCGCCGAGGCUGCGGCGCAGGACACCGACAGCACAGCGGAGGAGAUGAGCCUCUGUGAGGCGCCAGCUGUGGAGCCAGAUGUGGAGAGCCUGUCGGAGAACGAGCUCCUGCUGGAGGAGGAGAGAAUAAAAACCCAACUAGACACCAGUCUGUACAUAGGCUUGAGACUAAAGACGGACCUGGACGCGAUCAGGGGGGAUUUGGACCUGAGUCUGGCACUCUGGGAAACCAAAGAGAGCGAACUGCUGGACCUACUUGCCAAAGUUGAAAGCAUGGAGCUGGAGCAGGCGGAGAGCCAGCUGACGGAUGAUGGGAAGGAAGAGCCGACUGCUGGCAGUGGGGAAACUGACCCGGGUUUAGGAGAACACAGCAUAGGCUGGGUGGAGAAGGCCAGAGGUUUGUCCAAAGCCUGCAGCAUCAACGAUGAGGACUCGGACACAGGUCUGAGCUCCAUGCACAGCCAGGACUCUGACAACCCUCCUGUCUGUGAAUCACUGGUGUAGACCUGCUUUGUGUCUGAGCUUCUAAGGCUUUUAUGCAACUUCAUGCCACAAACUCAGGGGCAGAGAAAAAAAAAUCAAUGUUUGCUUCCUGAAAUCCAAAAUUGCACCUCUGUGACACAGCGAUUCUGCAGCAAUAAUCUCUAUAUAGUCCCAGCAGACAAAGCAAGCUUAGGAAAGCAUGUGUAUUAGAGGCUGACCUCUGACCUCCAACAGGGGAGUCAAAGGAGCAUCAUUUAUUAGAAGAAGCAGCCUGGACACGUGUAAUAACAAAACACAGAGGUGCUGAGAUAAUCCUGGUCAGCUUGUGUUUGUUGGCUGGUUUAAGGAGCAAAAGCACCAGGAUAAGUGUUCUGGUUGGAUCUGUAAUGGUGACGAAUAUCAGCUUCUAACCGAGGGUCAGAAUCACUUCAACAGUCAGAAUGUUGGAAAACAAACAACACAAAUUCAAAAAUCAUUAUGAAGAAUCAUCACAUAUUGUUUUUUAUCCUGAAGGUUUAACUGUUUAGAAAAAAAACUUUCUUGUUAGAUUAAAUUUGAAAAAUUAACUGCUGUUAACAUUUCUGUUUAAGUAAAACUGACGGAUGGUUUGAAGUCUUUUUUAUUUCCUUUGACACAGAUCAGCCCGUUUGAGAUUCUGUUUGCAUCUCAUUUAAAACAAAAAAGCAAAGUUGAUUCAGCUGCUGUCAGAAUGAAUCAUUUCCAUUGCAUCCGUGAUACUGCUUUGACUGUAAAGCAUUUAGUUUAAAAAAUAAAAAUAAAUUCUGCCUCCCUGUUAUUAUAGAGAAGAACUGAAAACAUGAGAAAGUUAUUUAAUUAUUCAGGAAAUCUCCUUUCCGUGGCCUAAAACUGUUGUCAAAUCAGUUUUACAGGAUUUAACUUUCAGUUCUUUACUUGACUGCUUGUUUUUAAAUCAAUCGAACCGAUCCCUGAUGUGUUCAGACAACGAUUCUGGUCCAAUUCUGGGAGUCGAUGUUUCUUUUCCUGCAUUUAUAUGAUCAAAAUGACAACAAAUGUUACACAAUUCUCUAUUUAAACCAAAAUAAGCAUGAAUAAAUCAGGCAAAUGAACAAAAGCUUUUUCUUUUCUAACAUUGAAAGAGCAAAGAGCCUUUUUUCAUCCAGCUGACCGGUAACCUGCAGCAGCAGGUAGUUAAAGUGAGGAUGACACUAAUUUAUGCUGCCAAAGCUGCAGUCUCUCUGUCACUUUCUAUAAACCAGAUUCAGUGUUUUCUAAAACAUAUGUUUUAAAAUAUUAAUAUUGUUUGAUACCAGCUCAUGACUGAUCAUAAAUCUUUUUUUGUCUUGCCCCUCUUACUGUAAAAGUUGAAAUAUGUCAUAACAGAAUCUCAAUGAACCCUGACAGCUUGAUAAACGCAAA